Messenger RNA from Aricia agestis (brown argus), 367 nucleotides. RefSeq lists its product as uncharacterized. The record is from RefSeq and is a predicted model, not a curated record. The transcript is spliced from 2 exons. Bases 117 to 356 code for a protein of 79 amino acids. NCBI's taxonomy places the organism in Eukaryota, Metazoa, Arthropoda, Insecta, Lepidoptera, Lycaenidae.
CUGAUGUUCGGCUCGGUCGGAUACCCCAAAACCAGUGCACAGAGUGCAAAAUAAAAAUAAAGUUUUGAAAGUUCAAGAAAGUUCCACCCAAGACGGCGCAGUACGGGGACGAAGCGAUGACCGCUUGGACGAUGUUUAGCUGGAGAAGGCUCUACAACGGCAGGAGCGGGGAGAACUGCGACGACUCCAGGACAGAGCUGCCGGCGGACACCAGGCAGCUGGUCUACAACGUGUAUGUCUACUUCAGCCGGAGACCGGGCAGGAGCGCCAAGACGAUACUGACCAAGACGGCCCGAGCGACGAUGCUGCCGCCCGACAUCGUCGCGGACAUCAUCAGAGAUAAGCAUAGUGAAUAAUUUAUAAUUAA